Molecule: messenger RNA, 2007 nt
Organism: Guillardia theta CCMP2712
Lineage: Eukaryota; Cryptophyceae; Pyrenomonadales; Geminigeraceae
Exons: 9
Coding region: 1-2007 (668 amino acids)
Source: RefSeq, a predicted model, not a curated record
AUGGGGAGGCUGGUGGGAUGGCGCGCGGCAAUUAUGGCUGCGUCGGCGGUGGGAUUUUUCGCUCUCAUGGCUUACCCCUCUUUCUCAUCACUUGGUCGAACGGAAUUGGAGUACAGUGAUCAGGAUGCCUUGCAGCAGUACCUGGAGCACACCGGACAAGAGUCAAAACUUGCGCAGAUCAAUCCAUCUCUCGCGAAGAGAAUACAGCAGCAAAAAAGCUAUGUCAGCGGGAGUGAGGCGUCUCGUCCUGGGGGUGACCUUGUUACACGGCUAAAGUCGCUGCAUCUGCACGAGCUGGCGAAAACCAAGCAGUCUGAGCGUCAUGAUGAUGCGUCCAAUUUCCCCCGACCACAGAUGUCGAUGAGUUCACACGUUGAGAAGUCGGUGAAUGAUGGUUUGAAGGCGGGGAAGGAGGAAACCAGAGCAUCUCUCAAGGCCAGAGUAGAGGCGGGUAAGAGAGCAUGGUCCAAGCUCCAGGAGCUGUCACAGAAACCUUCUUUGUCAGCAAAGUCUCGGAAGUACUUCACUCAGCCUCCACCUCUGAUCUAUGAUACCAGAACCGCAGCAGCAGCGGAGCAGUCACAGUUAGGCAUGCCUAAGACGUCGCCAUUGUUCUUUCAGAACGGAGAUUCGGCUGCUGCUGGGCAAUCUACCCUGAUCCAAGCUUCGACUGGUCCGAUGUCGAAGAGCCUUCCGGAAUCUCAAAAUCAGUAUUUUGCUACCAGCGUUGGUCAGGCGGCACCCACAGUGGUUCAGCAGCAAGGUGGGCCCAUGAUGGCAAACAUCCCUCAGACUCAACCUCAAUUCUUUGAGGCUCCGCAAGAGCAGGCUCAAGCUGUUCAGAAUGCGAACCAACAGGCUCUGGCUCAGCAACAGCCAAAGUUCUUCCUCACGCCACAGGGCAAAGUCGUCGAGGUGGUGAAUGGCGUACAGCAAGUCCAACAACAGCAGACCCAGAUGAACGUUGUGCCAAACGCUCAAUCCACCAAGCUCUCAGAGGACACAGAGGCACUAGAUGGAAGCUUGGGUGUAGUGCAUUCGGAGCCGUUGGAGGAUCCCACUGUGCAACCAGAGAAUCAGUAUGUUGUUGAAGGCACGGCGUUUCCAAAGGAUACAACGAUCUCGAUGCCUGUUGCAUAUGUUCCAGUUGCGAAUGGGCAGCAGGUGGAUGUCUCCUCUGGUUCCCCAAUGGGAUAUGGAGGAGCAACUUCGAUGAAGGAUGCUUCAGCCAGUACUCAGAGUCUUUAUGGGUUGGGAGGGAACGAGGAUCCCUUGGAAGGUCAAUAUAAGUUCGGCAUUAACAUCAAGCCGAUUCCUUGUGAUGGGCCUAUCAAGCAUAGUGACACGCCUUUGUGUGUUGCCAAGAAAGCCAUGGCCCAGGCGCUUCAGGCUGAGAAGGAUGUGAUUGCUGCGCACGAGAAAAUUCAGGAGCAGAAGGACCGAAUUACUAGGUUGGAUCUGAGCUAUCAUGAGAAAUAUAAUGCUCUGAAGACUCGAUUCGAGGCAUUGGUGGAUGGUCUUCGCAAGCGCGUGGUAGAGCAGAAACGAAGGCUGUUGGCGGAAAGCCGCCGCAUCACCACGGGGGACAACGCAAACUUGCAGAAAGUUGCUCAGGCGCGGGAGAACGAGAUGAGAGACUGGCAGGAUCUCAAUAGGCGAUUGAACCAGCUCUCUGUGUCGCUCGCUGUCAUCAAGAAAGCUCCUGGCCCUCCAGGGCCGCCUGGAAGCAUGGGUCCACAGGGGUAUCCCGGAGUACCUGGUCCACAAGGAGUGCGAGGACCGCGAGGAGAAGAAGGGGAGCCUGGUCCUACUGGUUUGAGGGGAGAGAACGGACGACCAGGUCCCAACGGACGGAGGGGUCCAGCUGGGAACCCGAUCAACAUGCAAGGCUACGUCAAUCCGCAGGGAGCGAUCCCUCUUGCAGAUCCCAACAUUCUCGAGAAGUUCGAGAACAACGUGAAUACGAUGGAUGAGUUGCUGAAGCGAUUGAAUCAGGACAAAAAAUGA